Polyodon spathula (Mississippi paddlefish) is the source of this 3070-nucleotide messenger RNA. RefSeq names its product TRAF3-interacting JNK-activating modulator-like. Lineage: Eukaryota; Metazoa; Chordata; Actinopteri; Acipenseriformes; Polyodontidae. The record is from RefSeq and is a predicted model, not a curated record. The transcript is spliced from 15 exons. Bases 689 to 2341 code for a protein of 550 amino acids.
CUCCAAGCUAGAAAAAAAUAAAAAAUAUCAGGAGGUAUUUCCUCUGGUUCCCAGGCUGAGUUGCCUCUUAGAAGGGCUGGAUCUCCACCCCCAGAACCAUUCUGUUUAAUAAGCCAACCAUGCUUUCUCGGAGCGUUUCCUUGCAUGAGUGGCAUCCUACAAUAUAACAGAACCUGUAAAAGAAGAAAAGAACUACACAGCCAUCACUGCAUGUGUGUUUGCUCUUGGGGAAUGGCUAACCCUUAAGCACCUGUUUUUUGAAGUAACUAAAAUGGGUAUGUGCAGUCUAAUCUGAGGCCCGUUGACGUCACCCAUGCAGUCACACAUUGCAGUGUGAGAUAGGGGAACUGGUGUGGUUUCUUCAUGUAAUUUCCUGUUAAGAAAAGUGCAGUAGCUAUGCCAUUCAUUUCACAGGCUUCAGGACCCACGAUUACGCCAACGAAGGAAGCUUGUCAUUUUUCAUCCUGUCUUAUUAAACUUUUACAGAUUGUUUUUUGUUUUGUUUUUUUUAUCUACCUGGCUUUGGAGGAUCAUGUGCAUGGGUGGAAAAGAAGGUCGCUUGCUGUCGUACUCGAGGACCUGAACGUUUUCGGCGCCCAACUAUCUUUUGUGCCGGUUCUGGAGAAAACUGAAACACGGUCUGGAGGGACUGAAGAUUUUGCGUUCUAAAGAAAUAAAGAAAACAACUAUGCUGGACGAAAUCAAAACGCUGCCGCAGAGACCGGCUAAGCGGAGCUGUCCAGACGUGGACAGCUACGAGGAAAAGACGAACCUGCGCGUUUGGAAGCGUGAAUGCUUGCGGGGCCGGCUUAACAGGACAACGUGCAGGAGCGCUGGCAGAGUGCGCGAUGGCGCGGUGAACAGCCAGCAGCAAUGCAAGCGGCAGCUGGAGUUCCUGAAGCGGAGGCAGCUACCAGCAACCACUGCCCCCAGCAGUGAGGCCGAAGAGCCGAAGAACUGCGAGCCAAAGCCGGCGUUACGGUCAGCUAAGGUCCAGAGAGGAGACGCGGCUAUGAACAGGCGGUCGGUGGUCAUGUCGCACGACCUAGGAAUUACGUGGCCCGUGUUCCCUUCAGCCGCCGCUGAGAAGGCUCCCUGGCUGAGUAAAGGGAGGCCAUACCUGAGCACACAGCCUCCUGCACUGCCGGGUAAUCAGCUGCCUGGGGGCCCUGUCCGCUCCUCUGAACGGCUGCAACACCAGACCGUCAAACAGGAUGGAACCGUGAGAAGAGAGAGCGGAGUUCAGACCACCGAGGACGUAAAGCAAGACUCGAGUGUUCAAACUGAGAGUGGUGUAACUGCUGUCAUGGAAAAGGAAAUUCUUGAGCUUUCUGACUAUUUACAGGAGGCUCUUCGACGGGAACAGGCUCUUAAGCACAAGCUCUCUAUCCUGCAGCAGCUUAUCUCCACCUUGCUGUGCUCGUCAGAUAAGCUGUGGACGGCUCGGUUCAAUGAAGAUCUUAUGAAAUGCAAAAUUAGGUCUCUGGAAACACAGCUGCAGGUGUGCAUGCAGGGAAGCACCAAGAAGGGGGUGAUUGAGAUGGGGGAGCAGCAGCUGAGGUUUGAGGAGAAAGCCAAGGAGUCUCUGAAGAGAGCGCUGCUGGAGAAGAGUGCGGCCGAGGAGAAGCUGCAGAGCCUGCAGAGGGCUCAGCUGGCUUUGCAGCAGGAGAACUCCCAGCUGAAGGAUUCUUAUGAGAAGGUGAAGGAGAGCUGGGCUGAGCUCAGCAGGAAGCACACGCAGGGUGUGGACCAGCUGCAUGUCCUGCAGAGCAAGCUCCAGGGAGCGGAGAGCCGGGAGGUCGCGCUCCAGGCCAGGAUGGAGGGGCUGCAGCAGGACCGGGACGAGCUGGCGUCCCGAAUCGACGUGCUGGAGGAGGAGCAGCACCUGAAGAGAGAGCAGCUCGGCACCCUGACAGAAAAACUGAAGAGUCUUGAAGAUCAGAAAGCAACACAUGAUGUCAGGAGUACCAGCGUGUGGAACAUAAACUCGCAGCCGUUUCACGCUGGGGACAGAUUCUCGACGGACCAGGCUGGCCAGGGGGAAACCAAGCUGAGGCACCAACUGCUGGAAAUGAAGUCAAAGCUGGGAGCGAAAGAGAUGGAAUGCUCCGAGCUGCGGGGAGAGCUGGGAAUCCUGGAGGAUGAGUACCAGUCGUGCCAGUUGAAGCUGCGGCAGUGCAGGGAGGAAUUAAACCGCUUCCAGGGACGGAGAAGCCAGACGCGACACAGGAAAUGGAUCUGCCUGUCCGUGCUGUUGGUUGCCGUGGCGAUCGCAGCGUCCGCUUUUUCCCCAGACCUUUCCGAGCACAUGAACCUCUUGUUUGGAUUGUUAGAGAGAUGAUCAAACCAGUAUUUAAACUGACAUGUGAAGCACAGCCCCGCGUGGCUCACCCUGUGAAAGGUGCGCAGCGACUCCCGGGGGAACGGUUAUCCACACUUGUGAAUCUCGACUGACAUUCAUUAGCAGACCCCCUCUGUAGUGCGGAUUACUCUGAUUCUCUGUAUUGAACUUAGUAGCUUAAUUAAACUAAUAUAGGGAAACACCCCUAACAGACAAUAGAUUGAAGGGCUAGUGUAUCUACUGCAGGGGUGGAAAUCAGACUCCUAUUCCAUAGCAGCUUCACUCAUUCCAGGUUUUACUAGAAGCCUGGUUAGCCACAGUUUGUAGGCAACAAGCGCAGGCGUGUCAAAUAAAAACCAUAGUAAAACCUGGAAUUGCUAUGCAAUGGGAGUCUUAUUGCCAUCCCUGCCCUGUUUGAACAGGUACUCUGAAUCAAUCAGUCACAUGCUUCCACAAAGACCAUUUCUUGAUUUGAAGUAUUUUCUAAAGACUUCAAGACUGUUGAAGUUAGCUGCUUUAAGCAGUUCACAAAGAUCCUGUUUGAGGCGUGCCUUAUUGUUUCUAGAGCAUGUUUUACAAGCAUCACUGUUUUGUUUUUUUUUAUAGCCUUGUAUUUUGUUGCCAGUAGCACCAGUUUUGUGAAGGUGCCGAUGUUGUUUCAAUACUUUUGUACUGCCGUUUUGUAACGGGUUCUAAAAUAAAAUCUACAGCAUCCGCUGGGAACUGCAA